AAGGAAUGGGAAGCCUUGAAACCGCCGAGUUCCAUGUUUGUAUCUUGAAAUUGAGAGCGGAGUUGAACUCCAUGUUGAAACAAAGUUACCAACUGUCUUUUAAAUGUAUAUAACUUUUAUUUGUAGCUUUUAUACCGAUCUGGUACUUCAUUGAAUAGCCAAGAAAUGUAAUCGUUUGGAUGCGUAAUGUAUUUAAAUAGUGUUUGCGGUUAUGUAACUUUGUGCACAUUUAUAAUUUAAUGUUCCUAGUCAGCGAACAAUCUAAAACGGCACAAACGGUUUAGUUUCUGUUGUGGAUAAAGUCUGGUGUAAUGGACCCCCAGUCCUCAAUAAUCACGCAAGUUAGUCGCGAUGAAGAGUCGAUUAGAGAGAAGGGUCCCCCACCCUCGUCGUCUAAGAAGCCCAGGAGUCGAGGCCUGUUCCACAGCCUCUUCUGCUGCCUGUGUCAUGAUGAGGCUGAGCCCCCGCCGGUCAACAACAACGCCCCGCUGCUGGUGGAGGAGAAUGGGACUGUCUCCAAGGUCCAAGUCAGACCGCUGCUGCCUCAGGCCAAGUCAAAAGACGCAGGGAAGAUCUGUGUUGUCAUAGACCUGGAUGAAACACUGGUCCACAGCUCAUUCAAGCCGGUGAACAACGCAGAUUUUAUCAUUCCGGUAGAGAUUGAUGGAACUGUUCAUCAGGUAUAUGUGUUGAAGCGACCUCACGUGGAUGAGUUCCUUAAGAGGAUGGGAGAGCUGUUUGAAUGUAUUCUGUUCACGGCUAGCCUGGCUAAGUAUGCUGACCCAGUGUCAGACCUGCUGGAUAAGUGGGGUGCGUUCCGCGGCCGUCUGUUCCGUGAGUCGUGUGUGUUCCACCGGGGGAACUACGUAAAGGACCUGAGUCGUCUGGGCAGGGACCUGAACAAGGUCAUCAUCAUAGACAACUCCCCAGCCUCCUACGUCUUCCACCCAGACAACGCUGUGCCUGUGGCGUCGUGGUUCGAUGACAUGGCCGACACAGAGCUGCUGGAUCUAAUCCCCUUCUUUGAGGGGCUCAGUAAAGUGGAGGACGUCUACACAGUGCUCAGGCAACAGAAGGACUCCAGCUAGCAGUGCUGUCAGUCACCCUACCCCUCUUCUACCGCCAUCUACAGGACAGACAGAGAACCGCAGGCUUAAAGCGUCUUCACACCAACCUUACACCCCCUCAGCCAACCGUCCACCACAUCAACCACAAGCCUCUUCACCUCCCAGCCCAACCCUCUUCUUCAACCUUCCAGAACCAUGCUAGUACUGCCCUCUAUAGGGAAAACGGAGGACUUGACCCUCCAAAACACAAUCUACCAUCCCUCAACCACAGAUGGGCUUGUGUAGAUUGAUGUUGUGGGUUAUAAUGAGUUAAGUUUUUAUACAGUGCCUUUCAUCAAAUCUCAUUGGAACUUACAGGACAGUCAAGUAGAGGGAAUCUACAGCGUUCUUCAGAAUGAAGAAAAUACAUGUAGCAGGAAGGUAAGGGUAGCGGAACCCCCAGGAUCCAAUCAGAAUCAGUUCUACAACGUGGGGUUGGAGUCAAUGACUUCAAGUUUCAGGAAGACCGAACAGUUCUGGAAUUCCGUAUGGAAAAGUAAAUGAUAGCUGUAUGAAUGGAUAUUUACUACUUUUAACACUUGUUUUUAAUUUUAUUCACUUAUUUCCUCAGAGACAAUUUAACAAUGUUUUUAAUAGGCAAAGCAUUGGCUUUGUGUAAGUCAAUUGGUUUUACUUCUUACAUCGCUCAGCUAGUAUCAUAAUGACAAUACUUGUUAAGGGGGACAGAAUCAUCGAGAAUUACAUUACCCAGUUACUGCAUCUAUGAAAACGUUCCAUGUCCUCUAAUCAUAUUUGUUUGUUUAAUUUAGUUUUUUAUUAAAACCAUAGGAAUAUGUGCGAAAAUGUGCCAGAUAACAUUUAAACGGGGUAAUGGACUCGUUUCAUAACAAGACCGUAGUGGGAUGACUGAACUGCACCUUCAAUUACAAUAUAAUCUUUUAGGAUUUUUCGGAUUACAAUGUCUCCGGACUAUGGACCUCAACCCAGACAGACUAAAUGUUCCAGCUCCGACACGUGGACACACUGCCAGUACCAGUCAAUGACAUGGAAAACCAUUUGGUAUUCUGCAAGAGGACCUGGAUAUACUGUUUCAAUGUAUUUAUAUCAGUGUAUUGGAAAAACAAAUUUGAAUUUAGUCCAAGCAAACUGUUGGUUGUCCCUUUGCUGUCAUAACAAUGCUACAUCCAUGGAGGAGGGCUGGGUGAUUUAUAUUGUGAAUACCGAUAUGGAUCCACAUACCGAUAUGGAUUUUUACAAUACCGUCUAUAACAGUGUUUUGAUACAGUGCUAAAUUAAAUGAAAGGUUCUACAAAUUGGACUACUUCACUGUCAGUUUUGUCCUAGUUUGGUUGAGUAUAUAACCAUUAGAAUGGAGAAAGCCCAUUAAAAUCACUAAGAAUUCAUUUGUUGCCAUUCUAGGGUCAUGCACUAUUCAUAAAACAUAUUUAGAAAAAAUAAAUACAUUAUAUUUUGGUUAUAACGCCCAGCCCUACCAUGGAGGUGCGUGUGUAUGUGUUGGCGAUCUGGUUUUGACAAGCACACUUCUCCCUCCUAAAUGUUUUAUCGGAAACAGUACUUGAAUACUUUCCCUUUUUGAUGACAUAUUUUUAAAGGACUGCAAAUACUAUGCUUUUUAGACUGUAGGGUUGGGGUAGUUUGGUUUUUAAACUUCAUAAGCUUUUGAUACAAGGUAGGACUAUAUUAAUCGGUACUUACCUGGGUUUGGAACAAUACAAUAAUUGUUAUUUGUAAGUUAAAAACUAAGAGAUGGUCUAUCAGGAAGUGAAUAGGAAGAACAAGGUGCAUUGUAAUGGAUUGAUUCAUAUUGUUUGAUACUGUUUUAUGAAUGCAUGGGGGGAAAAGACACUGUGUUGGAGUUGACUAAAUGCCUACUAAAAUACCUUGUGAAAUAAGAUGAUUCAGAGUUUAAAUAACCAGUAGACCCAUGAUAACAGUCAAUCUAUCAGUAUUAAGAGUGCCUGUGUCAAUCAAGUUCGAUACAUUUGAAAUCAGUUUUUGAUUUUUAUUCAUCUUUUUCCUUUGGCAGGUGGGUUGGCCUUUUGUUAGUGUUAUCCAAAGGAGGAACAGAAAUCACUGUAGUACAAAUCCAGAAUGUUACAGGUGCUCUCUUUAACAAUGCAUUAAUGGCUAAGGAAUACCAGAAAAUACCUUUUUAGAUUUGGCAUCUUUACUGUACACACACACACCCAAUAGGAACUGGGCGAAUCCUGGUUUGAAAUACAAGCCACCCCCAGACAUCUAGAUAACAUGACCUUUAGAUAUGAUUUACACACAUUAUAAAGGAUUUUUUGUGUAUCUCAAGGCAUGAUUUCUGUCAUAAAAACUCAGUAGGGAUAUUUACUGCAACCGCCGUAGAUCAAGUCCCUUUCAACAGCUGUGGGGCUAUUUCCUAGUCAUUCACAGUGCUUUGGAAAAGAGAGCUUUCUAUCUCCAUGGGGACCUUUACCUAUUACUGUACCUCUUUUUCCUGUAUUGAAACACAUGAAAUAAUAUAUGCAUAUAUUAUACACAUAUAUGUAUAUUUUGUUUUGCACUGUAAUAAAGCAAACAAAAAUGAAAUUAA
Molecule: messenger RNA, 3651 nt
Organism: Coregonus clupeaformis (lake whitefish)
Lineage: Eukaryota; Metazoa; Chordata; Actinopteri; Salmoniformes; Salmonidae
Product: carboxy-terminal domain RNA polymerase II polypeptide A small phosphatase 1-like
Exons: 7
Coding region: 312-1088 (258 amino acids)
Molecular function (GO): RNA polymerase II CTD heptapeptide repeat phosphatase activity
Source: RefSeq, a predicted model, not a curated record